AUGCGACUAAAGGUAAGUCUGAAGAAAUAUGAGGAGCAUGAUUACAGUGCCAGCUAUCCACUCUUGUGCUCGCCAGGAUGGUUCCGCAUUACGCGGGAGAUGGACCAGGGCGAGGGACAGAGGGUUAAAGAGACGAAGAAAAUAAAACGAGGCCAUGGCUCUCCGUACGGCACCUCAGGGAGGCGGUCGGAGGAAUACGCGCCGUCUGUCAUAAAUACUCUUCUUCGUCAAGAGGCGAGAGAGUAUUUCCCCCCGUGGUCGCAGGAGGCUUUAAUGGUUUCUGUGUUUUGUUUCCGGCGAAUGGAGAGGGUCAAGUGCUCUGUCUCUUGGGGUUGGCGGGAACGUUGCCUUUGUGAUGGAUGGGGGAGGAAGCGGUUGCGGGAGGAGAGAACAGAUUGCGAGGAGAAGGAGAGAACGAGAGUAAAUGACACGCGGAGUGGGAGUGAUUUCGGGCAAGGGCGGUCGCUGGAGUUAUGUGGCGACGCGGAGUAUUCUAUCGCCGCAGAUUUCAACCGCACGUGUAGAGCUUCCGAGUUCCGAUGUAACAGCGGCCGGUGCAUCCCGCGGCGAUGGGUGUGCGAUUACCAGAAGGACUGCGAGGGGGCCGAGGACGAGCAGCAUGAGUGUCCACCGCCCGAGUGUGAUGCAGAGCAGUUUGCGUGCGCAAAAUAUUUCUGGAAUCACACCUACUGCAUCCCAACGCACCAGCGCUGCGACAAGAUUGACGAUUGCAAAGACAAGUCAGACGAGGAGGGAUGCUAUUACCGUACGUGCCUGCCCGAGGACCACUCGUGCGGGUCGGGGCUCUGCAUUCCGCCCACCAAGAAAUGUGACGGCUAUUUCGACUGCCGCGAUGAGUCGGAUGAAAGAGGUUGCAACAUAACAUCAUGCGCGAAGGACAAGUUUCGCUGUAGUGACAAAUGUAUAGAAAAGAGUAUGAAAUGUGAUCACAACAACGACUGCGAGGAUAACUCGGAUGAGGAGGACUGUGAUUAUCCCCCGUGCCACGAGGACCAGUUCCGGUGUGCCAAUGCGCUGUGCAUCCCGCGCCGGUGGCACUGCGACGGGCACAAGGACUGCCCCGACUUCUCAGAUGAGCAAAACUGCACAGCAAUCGCGUGUCCAGAUUCGAAGUUCCUCUGCGCGAAGGAAAACCGUUGCAUCGAAAAGUCAAAGUUGUGUGAUACACAUCGAGACUGUGAUGACGGGUCAGAUGAAAGAACUGCCUGCUCGGCUGAGUUAUGUCCUUCUUUGGGAUGUGAGUAUGCCUGCCGAGCUUCCCUUGUUGGUGGCGAAUGUUAUUGUCCUACAGGGAAGCAGGUGUCCAAUGACACAAGAACUUGUAUUGAUAAGGAUGAAUGCAAAGAAUGGGGCCAUUGUGAUCAGCAGUGUGUUAAUACAGAUGGCUCUUAUAAGUGCCUCUGUAAUGUGGGUUUCAUCUUGCAAGGGGACAAUAGAACCUGUAGAGCAAUUACUGUCCCAGAUGAGGAACACAAGAUGGCUCUCUAUUUCACUCAUCAUGACCAAAUUAUGAAGGUGCAUGACUCAUCAGACAAAGAGGUAGUGUUGGUAACCAAUGCGACAUCUGCCUGGGGUUUAGAUUAUCACUACAAGAAAAAUCUUCUGUACUGGUCUGAUACUGAAACUAGAAAGGUGUAUUCACAAAAACUCUAUGGAAAAGGCAACUCAGCUGAGACUUCACUAACACUCCCUGGAUCUCUGACUCCUGGGGCCUUGGCUGUGGAUUGGGUUGGUGACAAGCUGUAUGUAGUUGACAUAUUAGGCCAGAAGAUUGAUGUUUUUGAAAUCCUUGGUCGGUUCCAUGCCAUUGUUCUCUCAAAUAACAUCAGUGAACCUCAGGAUAUUGGCUUAGAUCCAACCAAAGGCCUUAUGUUUGUUGCUGACACUAACCAAAUCAUUCGGGCCAACAUGGAUGGUACAAAUCUGCAGGUGCUUGUUAAGGAUGUUAUCUACAAAGCCUCAGGAAUUGCAGUUGAUAUCAUUAGUGAGCGUUUGUUUUGGUGUGACUCACUUCUUGACUACAUUGAAACUGUAACUUUUGAUGGAACUGGCAGAACUGCUAUUGUUAGAGGGUCAACAAAUGUGCCAGCACCAAACAGAUUAACCUUGUUUGAAAGCAGAAUAUAUUGGACGGACAGUACUCGCCAGGGUGUCAUUAGCAUUGAUAAAUAUAAUGGAGUAACAUCAAUACGUGAAGUAUAUCGCAAUACUAACAAGACUGAAGAUCCAAGAGCAGUCAAAGCUGUCCAUGGUUUAAUGCAACCAGGAGUGCCAAAUCCAUGUGGAAGUGACAAUGGAGGAUGUCAGCACAUGUGUAUAAUUACCCAUGCCACUUCUGGUAUAGGAUAUCGUUGUGCCUGUGAUAUUGGAUACAAAUUGAAUCCUGAUGAAAAGAAAUGCUCAUUGGUCACAGAAUUUCUGAUGUAUUCACAACAGAAGUUUAUUAAAGGACAGGUUUUAGACCCAGUCUCUGAAAACUUCAAUGAUGCUAUCAACCCUAUUGUAUCCAGAGCAGCUAGAUUUGUUGGGCUUGACUUUGAUGCUCGUGGUGACUACAUCUAUUAUUCAGAUGUUAGUCUUGAUGUGAUUUACAGGGUCAAAAGGAGAGGAACAAAUCGUGAGAAUUUGUUAGCCACUCAAAAUGAAGGUGUAGAGGGACUGGCAUUAGACUGGAUAUCCCAAAAUCUAUACUACAUUGAUAGCAGAAAAGGCACCCUUAAUGUUCUUUCAACUAAGAAUUCAGAAAACAGAAAAGUGUUACUCAGUGACUUGAAGCGUCCAAGAGCUAUUGUGGUCCAUCCUAACAAAGGAUAUGUAUUUUACUCUGAAUGGGACCGUCCAGCUAAUAUUAGCCGCGCCUUCCUUGAUGGCUCAAAUGUGAUGGUCUUCCGAAAUGUACUUCUUGGUUGGCCAAAUGGUCUGUCAAUAGAUUACCAGACAGACCGUAUUUACUGGUGUGAUGCACUUCUUGACCAUUUGCAGCAUGCUAAAUUGGAUGGAACUGAUGUGCAGACUAUCAGUUCUGCAAGCAUCAAACACCCAUUCUCACUUGUUAUUUUUAAUGAUUGGUUAUAUGUAACUGACUGGCGCCAUGAUGCAAUUCUUCGAAUGAACAAAACUGACGGUUCUCAGGAGAAAGUAGUUGCAGAGGUAGCUGAGAGCAAUCGACUGUAUGGAAUUCGUGUCUACAGUCAAAGAGCUCAGGACAUCAGGGAUGACCAUCCGUGUAAGGGUAAUAACCCAUGUGAAAAGUUCUGUUUCCCAGUGCCGGAUGGUGAGACUGAAAACCUUAAAGCCCAGUGUGGCUGUCCAGUGGGAGAAAAGAUGAACAAUGACCAGAAAACUUGUUCAGUAGACCCUGAAGCUGAACCACCUGUUGAAAGAUGUGCUCCUUGGGAUUUCAGUUGUUCUAAUGGUCGCUGCAUUCAAAAGACCUGGGUCUGUGAUGGGGAUGAUGAUUGUCUAGAUAAUUCAGAUGAAGAGCAAAAUUGCACAAAGGUCACUUGUAGAGAAGAUGAAUAUGCCUGUGAAUCAGGGCGCUGUAUCCCAAACACCUUCAAAUGUGAUUCAGACAAUGAUUGUGGUGACUUCUCUGAUGAGACUGGCUGUGUGAAUGUCACCUGUGAAGCUUCAUAUUUCCAGUGUGACAAUGGACGCUGCAUCCCUAUGAAUUGGAAAUGCGAUUCUGAGAAUGACUGUGGUGAUAGUUCAGAUGAAGGAGAUUUUUGUGCCAAUAAAACUUGUUCAUACUUCCAGUUUACAUGCCCAAGUACAGGAGCGUGUAUACCACAAGCAUGGGUCUGUGAUGGUGAUAAUGAUUGCUAUGAUAAUAAGGAUGAAGAAGGAUGCCCUCCUAUAGCAUGUACAGCUGCCCAGUUCAAAUGCAAUAACCUAAAGCAGUGUAUCCAUGAAUCAUACAAGUGUGAUGGAAUCCCAGACUGUGAAGAUGCCUCAGAUGAAUUUGGAUGUCCUUCUGUUGGGCCUGAUCAGUGUAACGAAGAAAGCCAAUUUAGAUGUGUAAAAUCAGGUAUUUGCGUUCCAAAGAGCUGGAAGUGUGAUGGUACAUCUGAUUGUGAAGAUGGAUCUGAUGAACCAGAUACAUGUGGACAGGUAACAUGCCCAAGCAGCCACUUCCAGUGCAAAAAUAGCCGCUGCAUAUUCCAUUCUUGGUUAUGUGACAAGGAAGAUGAUUGUGGGGAUGGCUCAGAUGAAGACAAUGUUCUUGCUUGUGGAAAACCAGUAUUCAGGUGUUCUUCUGGAAUGUGGAAAUGUGAAGGAGUGCAAGACACAUGCAUCAACACCACACAAGUAUGUGAUGGCAAAAGAGACUGCCCAGAUGGCUCUGACGAAGGCCCGGGUUGUGAUGAUAACGACUGUGAAAAGGAAGAUACUCUUUGUUCAGUAGCUUGUAUGCAGACACCUAAUGGCAGGGAAUGUACUUGCAAGUUAGGUGAGCAGCUAAAAGAAGGAAGUGAUACUGAAUGUGAAGAUAUGAAUGAAUGUGAGCCUCCUGGUGCAUGUUCACAAAAUUGCAAAAAUGUAAAGGGAUCUUACAUGUGCUCUUGUCAACGUGGCUACAUUUUAGAUGACAACAAGUCCUCAUGUAGGGCUGAAAACACUUCAGAUGCCUACCUUGUGAUCAGCAACCGGCGGAGCAUUUUAACUGCUGACAUCCAUCAGCGCAGUUUGGAGAGAGUUCCAGUCCUAGUUGAGAAUGUUGUUGCUACUGCUUCUGACAUGAAGAAUGGGACACUUUUCUGGUCUGACAUGAAAGUCAAACAAAUUGUGAAAUUAGAAAAAGGCAGCAGCCAGCCAGAAGUACUUGUUGGUAGUGGACUUGAUUUAGUAGAAGGGCUGUCAUAUGACUGGAUCACUGGAAAUAUAUACUGGGUUGACUCCCGUCUCAACACCUUAGAGGUAUCACGUAGAAAUGGAUCCGGCAGAAUGAUACUUCUCAACAAGAACAUCUCCCAGCCUCGUGGUCUUGCACUUGAUCCCACAGAAGGUGCUCGUUGGCUCUUCUGGACUGACUGGGGUGAGAACCCUAGGAUUGAAAGGAGCAGUCUUGAUGGCAAGGAAAGAACAAUCAUCAUCAAGAGCAAGAUUUUCUGGCCCAACGGUCUCACAAUAGACAUACCUACUAGGAGGAUCUACUUUGCUGACUCCAAGUUGGACUAUAUUGAUUUCUGCAACUAUGAUGGCUCUGGAAGGCAGCAGGUCCUCGCCCAAAGCCAUUACCUCCUUCAUCCACACUCACUGUCCAUCUUUGAAGAUAAUGUGUAUUGGACAGACAGGCAACUUAAUCGUGUAUUAUCAGCACACAAGUUCCAUGGAAAUAAUGAAUCUGUUGUGUCACAUCUUGUUUCACAACCCCUUAGUAUACAUGUACACCAUCCAAUUUUACAGCCUGAAGAAAAUAAUCCUUGUGCAUCAAAUCCAUGCGACCACCUCUGUGUUCUGAGACAUCCUGAAGGAUAUACCUGCUUGUGUCGUCCAGGGUACAAGUUAGCCAGUGGUGGAAAGUGUAACCAGGAGGAGACUCCCUACCUUAUGGUAAUGAAAGGAAGCCAGAUUGUAGAUGUUGCACUAACACCAGGAGAGAAAGGUGCAGCUGGCUUCCUGACUCCCAUUGUGGGAGUGGAACAUGGUCUUCAGCUUGAUUAUGAUCGCAAUGGGGAUCGUAUAUUCUGGAUCGAAGCUGUUGAAGAAGACAGUGAAAAUGGUACCAUAUACACAAUGGAGAUAGGUGGUGGCAAUCGUUCGACCUACCUAGAUUUUGGAAUUGUUGGUUCACCUUAUACAAUGGCAUGGGAUUGGGUUGGCCGUAACAUGUAUAUUGGAAAUCGUGUAGCUAACAACAUUGAGGUCUUGAAGUUAGAUGGCAAGAUUAAAUACCAGAGUGUCAUUUUAGAUAACAAUGGCAAUGCCACAGGUAUUGGAAGGCCCAAGUCUAUGUGUCUGGAUCCUGUUGAUGGGUUCUUGUACUGGCUUGAUGAUGGUGGUACUGGAGUUCCAGCAAAGGUUGGCAAAGUCAGCAUGGAUGGUUCAAAUCCAGUUAUUCUUUACAAUUUCACAAAUAUCCAACCAGAGUAUAUCACAAUUGAUAUUGAAGCCAAGAACUUGUACUGGUCAACUAGUAAUGAGGCUAAGAUUAUGACAAGUGAUGUUUAUGGUAAUAACAUAAGAGAAAUCCUGACCGAGGCAAAUCACAUUGCUCGACCAAAGGCUUUAGCUGUAUAUGAGAGCAGACUCUAUUAUCUUGAUUCAUCGUAUGAGAAGGUGGAGCGUGUUGAUCUUCCUGAUGGCCUGAACCCAGAGACGCUGCUGGAAAACGAAAGUGAUCUGAAGUCCCUUAAGGUCUUCCAGAAGAGGCCAGGUGAGAUGGAGAAGAAGAUCAUCAACUCUCAUCCUUGUAUGGUGGGCAAUGGUGGAUGUGAGCACAUCUGCAUUCCAAAGAUUGAAAAACAGCGAACCUGUAGAUGCACCACAGGAUACAAAGCUGAUGGAGAAAAGGGUUGCAAACCAUAUGACAAAUUUGCUAUUGUAUCACAAUUAGACAUUGUCAGAGGCUUCAGUCUGGAUGGUGCAGGAGAGGCUAUGGCACCCAUUGCUGAACCUGGCCACAAUGUCCUGCAUGUGGAUUACCAUUAUUCCAAGAACUAUAUAUAUUGGAUUGAGUUUAAUCAAGGAGGCUCUAAUGGAAUUUAUAGAUCAAGACCAAAUGGCACUGAGAAGGAAGGAGUUGUCACUACUGGCAUUGGGUCAAAUGGAAUCAGGGGUAUUGCAAUUGAUUGGAUUGCUAAUAAUCUUUACUUCACCAAUGUGUUCCCACAUGAGACAUAUGUAGAAGUAUCUUGGUUGGAUGGUACCAACAGAAUGGUGCUUAAGAGUGUCACUAAGGACUCCCCAAGAGAGUUGGCUGUCAAUCCAAUUAAAAGGUACAUCUAUUGGAUUGAUUAUGGACAGUUCCCUAUGAUUGGAAAGGCAUAUCUUGAUGGUACGAAAUGGCAGCCAAUUGUAACUAGUGGAGUGAGUAAUCCAAGGGAUAUUACUGUGGAUAUGUACACACAUGAUGUGUACUGGGUGGAUUCAGCACUUGAUUCCAUUAACAAGGUUAGCUUCAGUGGUGGAAACCGUCAGUUCAUUAGAAGGAAGCUGCCUAAUCCUAUGGGGCUUGCUUUGAAUAAUAACUUUGUUUAUUGGAUUGAUAGAAAUCUGAAUACUAUCUUCCGAGCCUCAAAAUAUUCAGGAAAUACUACACAGGCAGAACGGUUUAAGACCAAUAUGGAAAAUCUAAGAGACAUAGCUAUUUUUGAUUCUACCAAUCAGCCUUCAAAGGCCGAUACCCCAUGUACAAGACUUGGCAAUGGUGGAUGUGCCCAGCUGUGCUUCUCAUUCCCAGUAGAUAAUGCAGAACAAUUGACCUUCAGGUGUGACUGUGCAUCUGGAGUUUUAGCAGAUAAUAAGAGAGAUUGUGAAGAUUCAAAAGAAUAUCUAGUCUUUUCAACACGAACUGAAAUCCGAAGUUUAUCACUAACUCCCAAGAGUAAUACUGUACCAUUUGAUGCAGUUAAGGGUUUGACUAAUGUAGUAGGAAUUGAUUUUGAUUACAAAGACAAGAAACUAUUAUUUACACAAAUCAGACCAGACACAAAGAUUGCUACCAUGUCUAGUUUAUCACCUUCUGUGGAUGAUAUCAAGCCAAUCUUACAAUCUGGAAUAAAUCCUGAAGGCAUUGCAUAUGAUUGGACAUCAGAGAAAAUCUACUGGACAGACUCUGCAAACAACAGUAUUUAUGCAAUGAACAUGGAUGGAUCUCAUGUAGUUAUGAUUAUUCAAGUCGAACGACCAAGAGCUCUUGUCUUGGAUCCAUGCAGAGGACAUAUGUACUUCACUGACUGGGGAAGGUAUGGCACUUCGGGCAAGAUCUAUCGUUCAACCAUGGCUGGGUCAUUUAGGCAAAUCAUCAUAGGAAAUGACCUAUCUCAGCCCAGUGGUUUGACUAUUGACUAUGAAGAAGAAAUGCUGUACUGGACAGAUGCUGUAAGAGAGAAUAUUGAAAGGUCAUAUCUGAAUGGAACUAAGAGAGAGGUCAUUAUCUCUGCCACUAUAUAUCCAUUUGCGAUUACUGUCCAUAAAAAUUUCAUUUAUUGGACUGAUCUACAACUGAGGGGAGUUUUUAGGGCAGAAAAGUACACAGGUGGUGACAUGGUAGAGAUGGUUCGCAGGUUGGAAGAAUCACCAAGGGACAUUCACGUGUUUUCUGAUGAACGACAGAAAUGCAAAAUUGACCUUUGUGAAAUAAACAAUGGUGGAUGUGCACAAUCUUGUCAUCCAGUUCCUGACAAUAAGGUUGAGUGCAAAUGUAAUUCUACUUUGAAGCUUGUAAAUGAGAACAAGAUGUGUGUCCCAAAGAAUUACAGUUGUGAUGCAAACAGGUUUUACUGUGCCAAUGGAAAAUGUAUAUCACGAUUGUGGGCUUGUGAUGGAUCUGAUGACUGUGGUGAUAAUUCAGAUGAAGACAGGAACUACUGCACAUACCACACAUGCAGCCCCAGUGAGUUCCGUUGCAAGAAUGGACGUUGCAUUUUCUCAACAUGGAAGUGUGAUCAUGAGGAUGACUGUGGUGAUGGUUCAGAUGAAGAAGGUUGUGAAUAUCCCCCAUGUGCUGAUGGAGAAUUUACAUGUGCAAAUCACAGAUGCAUACCACAAUCACAGGUUUGUAAUGGUGUAAAUGAGUGUAAGGAUAAACACACCUCUGAUGAAAAUGUUGAACUUUGCCCUGAGGUGACCUGUCCACCAAACCACCUCAAAUGUGAAAAUACAACCAUAUGUGUGGAACCAUAUUGGUUGUGCGAUGGCGAUAAUGACUGUGGUGACAAUUCUGAUGAGAACCCUCUUCACUGUUCUGAACGUUCAUGUCCACCUAAUAGCUUCAGGUGUCCAAACCACAGAUGCAUCCCGGGCACUUGGCACUGUGAUGGUGAUGAUGAUUGUGGUGAUGGUGCUGAUGAACCAGAAGAGUAUUGUGAGCAAGAGGGAAGGACAUGCUUUGGGGAUUUGUUCACAUGUGACAAUGGAAACUGUGUACCCAAGAUUUACAUCUGUGAUGGAGAUAAUGACUGCUUAGAUGGUUCAGAUGAAGAUGACAGGCACAAGUGCAAUAACCGAAAGUGUGAUGAGGAGACAGAGUUCACAUGCAAUAACAACAAGCAGUGGGGACGUGCAAUGUGCAUCCCACGGAAGUGGGUGUGUGAUGGUGACCCUGACUGUGUAGAUGGUGCAGAUGAGAACACAACAACGCUUAAUUGCCCAGAACCAGAAGAGUGUGCUGAAAAUCAAUUCCAAUGUACAAAUAGGAGGUGCAUCAGUAAGGAUUGGAAGUGUGACUUUGACAAUGAUUGUGGAGAUGGAUCUGAUGAAGGAAUAGAAUGCAACAGCCAGUACAGAGAGUGUUCAUCUGAUGAAUUUACUUGCUCCAAUGCAAAGUGUAUUCGCAAGACAUACCAUUGUGAUGGAGAGGAUGAUUGCGGUGAUAAUUCAGACGAAGUUGGAUGUGAACCUGAGAAGACAUGCGGACCAGCAGAAUUCCAGUGUAAGAAUGGGGAAUGUAUAGCUAUGAAAUUACUAUGCAACAAAGUGAGUGAAUGCUCAGAUGACUCUGAUGAGCCACUCCAUUGUAAUGUUGAUGAAUGUGCCAAAGUAGAACUACAUCAGUGUGGUCACAAGUGCAUCAACACAAUUAUUGGCUUUGAAUGUGCCUGCAACCAAGGAUACAAGUUAAUGCCAGAUGGCAAAGCAUGUGAAGACAUCAAUGAAUGUGUUGAAACCCCAGGAGUAUGUUCGCAGAAAUGUUAUAACAAUCCAGGCUCAUACAACUGUAAGUGUGAUGAAAGGUUCUAUGAGCGAGAAGCAAAUGUAAGCAUUUGCAAGAGGAAAGACAACAAACAACCUUGGAUAUUCUUCACUAAUAAGUAUUAUGUGAGGCGCCUGACAACUGAUGGCUCACAAUACCUCUUAAUGCAUCAGGACAUGCGAAAUGUUGUGGCUUUGGACUUCGAUGACAAGGAUGAAAUGAUCUAUUUUGCUGAUGUAACAGCCAAAAUGAUAUAUAGAGCCCAAAUCAAUGGUACAGAUAAAGAAGAGAUUAUUAAACAUGACAGCGAUGGCCUAGAGGGACUUUCUGUAGACUGGGUAGGUCGAAAGAUAUACUGGUUGGACCGACACAGUAAACACUUGGAUGUUGCCGAGCUGAAUGGCACUAAUCGUAAGACCCUCAAGGCAAGUGGUAUUAAUGAUCCCCGAGCAGUAGCAGUUCAUCCUGGCAUUGGCUAUGUAUACUUCACUGACUGGCAUCUUCAGUCCUACAUUGGCCGUAUUGGAAUGGAUGGGUCCAACUUCUCACGUGUUCUUGGAUUUGAGAAUAAGAUCAUUUGGCCAAAUGCACUGACUUUUGAUUUCUUUGCUGACAGAAUUUACUGGGCAGAUGCUCAUCUUGAUUACAUUGCUUUUGCUGACCUGGAUGGCAGGAACCGACAUGUAGUUAUGGGAGGUACCAAGGUCCCACAUGUUUUUGCAAUUACAGUAUUUGAUGAUUAUAUUUACUGGACUGAUUGGAACCUAAAGGCUAUUCUUCGUGCACAUAAAUUUACUGGUGAGGACCUACAGUUCUUGAGAAACACUACCCACCGACCUUACGACAUUCAAGUAUACCAUCCGUUACGUCAGCCUCCAUACAAGAAUCCUUGUGGUGAUAACAAUGGUGGGUGUUCUCAUCUUUGUUUGCUAUCACCAACUGAGAAUGGUACCGUGACAUACAAGUGUGCGUGCCCUGAUCAGUUUUACCUUGGCCGUGAUGGAAAAAGCUGUAUUGCAAACUGCACACAAAGUCAAUUCCGUUGCGCUGGUGAAGAUGACAAGUGUAUCCCCAGUUAUUGGAAAUGUGACAAGGAAAAGGACUGUGCUGAUGGCAGUGAUGAGCCUCCUGGUGAUUUUUGUCCUGAAAGAAAGUGCCGUCCUGGAUACUUCCAGUGUAAAGAUGGGAAUGGAUGUGCUGCUCCCACUCAGCUUUGUGAUGGACAAGAAGACUGUUCAGAUAAAUCUGAUGAGAACGAUUGUGAUUUGGAAUGUUCUGAGUUAGAAUUCAAGUGCAAAAGUAGUGGGAAAUGUAUCAACAUAGCAUGGAAAUGCGAUGGAGAUAAGGAUUGCCGUGAUGGUUCAGAUGAAGGAGAAGAGUGCAAUUACAGACCAUGUGAUAAGGAAACAGAAUAUCAAUGCCAUAAUGGCAAAUGUAUAUCCAUCCAGUGGUUCUGUGACUUAGACAAUGACUGUGGUGACAACUCUGAUGAACCUGCAUUCCGGUGUCGGCAACAAAACUGUACAGAAGGAUGGAAGAGGUGCCCAGGCAGAACAAAUUAUCGUUGCAUUCCUCAAUGGCUCUUCUGUGAUGGCAAGGACGACUGUAGAGAUAAUACCGAUGAACAAAUAGAAAACUGCCCAAAAUGUCAUGAAAGUGGAGACUUCCAGUGCAAGAACAGACGUUGUAUUCCUAAGCGUUGGCUAUGCGAUUUUGAAAAUGACUGUGGAGAUAACUCUGAUGAAGAUGAAGAUAUGUGUAGCAGCCAGUAUCGGCAAUGUUCUGAGAGUGAAUUCCGCUGUAACAACAACAAAUGUAUACCAAACCGUUGGCGCUGUGAUCUCGAUGAUGACUGUGGUGAUAAUUCUGAUGAAGAAAACUGCGGAGAGCAUAAAUGCAGGGAUGGACAGUUCCAGUGCACAUCAGGUCACUGCAUUCAAGAACAUUUACAUUGUGAUGGUGAAAAGAAAUGCCAUGAUUUGAGUGACGAGCUUAGUUGUGAGCCACGGUUCCCUAAUGGCCGGUACUGUCACGAAGAGGAGUUCCAGUGUGACAAUCACCUUUGUGUCAAAAUGACAGACCUGUGUGAUGGUAGUAAUGAUUGCUAUGACAAUUCUGAUGAACGUGAAAGUCUUUGCAGCAACUAUACUUGUAAUACCCUCAGAAGGUUCCAGUGUAACAACCAUAAAUGCAUACCACUGUAUCAGAAAUGUGAUGGUAAUGAUAAUUGUGGAGAUGGAUCGGAUGAAAACAACAUGACCAUUUGUUCUCAUCGUCCUCGGCCUUGCAUCUAUAAUGAGUUCCGUUGUGCAAAUGGAAAGUGUAUUGAGGCAGAUAAGAUUUGUAACCAUGCAGAUGAGUGUGGAGACAAUUCAGAUGAACUUGGAUGCCAUUCGACUGCAAACUGCACAGCUGGUUUUUGUGAACAAACUUGUACAGAUCUCAAGGAUGGUGGAUUUGUAUGCCAUUGCCUGAGAGGAUUCAGAAUAAAACCAGACAAUCCUAAGGCAUGCCAGGAUAUAGAUGAGUGUGCAGAGUUCACUCACAAUUGCUCUCAGUUGUGUACCAACCUAAAUGGUACUCAUGCCUGUUCAUGCCGUGAAGGAUUUGAGCUUGAAGUGAAUGGCAUUUGCCGCUUAAAAGGCGGGGCAAUCACCUUGGUGUAUUCAGACAGUCCAGAAAUAAGGGCAUUCAAUCUGACCUCCAAUAGAGCCAUGACUGUAAUCAAAGGAGACAGCAUUGAAUCUCUUGAUUAUGAACCAGAGUCUGGCAUUGUCUACUGGACUGAUUCAUAUGGAAAGACCAUUAAGAGAUCUUAUCUGCCUGGAUCACCUGGUAGGGCAAAUGUAACAGUGGGUUAUGCUCAAAACUUAGAAAUCAAAAGCAGAGCCAAGCCCACAGGUCUUGCUAUUGAUUGGGCUGCUAUGAAUUUGUAUUGGAGUGAAACUGAUCGCACAGGUAAUAAACCUAAAGGAUCUGUACUAGUGGCCACAUUAGAUGGUAGAUACCGUCAUGUUGUUAUUGCAACAGGCCUCGAAGAUCCAACAUCUAUUGUUGUUGAUCCUGAUCAUGGAUACAUGUUCUGGACUGACAUUGGCUCAAUUCCAAAAAUUGAAACCUCUUGGAUGGAUGGCAGCAAAAGACGGAUUCUUGUAUCAGAUGCUAUUAGCCAACCUACUGGACUCACUAUUGAUUUUGCCAUGGAUCAUACAAUAUACUGGGUAGAUGCUAAGCUGAACAAGAUUGAAAUGAUGCGAGAAGAUGGUUCAAAACGAACUUUGGUGGCCUCUGGAAGCCAACUCAAACAUCCUCUUUCUCUAGAUGUCUUUGAAUCUAGCUUGUACUGGGUUACACGUGACUCAGGAGAAAUUUAUAAUAUGGAUAAGUUUGGAAGGGGAGUCCCAGUAAAGUUCCCAGGAGAGUUUGCUAAUCCAACAAGUAUUAAAGUCUUUGCUGAAAAAAGAUACAACACAUCAAUGACAAGUAACUGUCAGAGAGACACACCAUGUACCCAUCUAUGUCUCAUUGUACCUGGUGGAUACAAGUGUGCAUGUCCAGACAAUAAGGGAAUCAAGAACACUUCUCCUAAUUGUGAUGCUCCACAUGAACCAAUUAAAGCCAAACCACUGGGUUGUGCUUGUUUAAAUGGAGGAGUUUGUGCACUGAAUCACUCGGUUGCUUUGAGCUGUGAAUGUCCCGAUGGUUAUUCUGGUUUACUGUGUGAAAAUUACGUUGCCAAACGCAUAAUCUCACAUGAACCAUGGUCACCAGCCACGGUGGUAGUGCCUAUUGUACUUACUAUCUUGGUUCUUGGGGCUCUAGCAGCUCUCUAUGUAUUCUUUAACCGUCGUCAUAUAACCCUAAAGGGCCAUGGUCUACCGGGAUCCAGUGUCGUAUUUAGACAAGGAACUAAUGUUGAAGUAGGACUUCCCUCAUUUAUGGCAUCUGGUGAAGGAGCAAACGGAGUCCCACUUGAAGGAGAAGUAAAUAUAGGCGAAAUUGCAGGGAAGAACCAUAAUUUCAGCAAUCCUAUGUAUGAUGCUAUGGGGUCAAUGGAAGGAGCUUCAACAGAGCAGGCAGGAGGAAAAGGACUAUAUGAAGUGCCCCUGGAUGCCAGUAAGGCUAAGGGUUUCACUGCAGAAAAUCAAGAGUCAAGCAAUGGUACAACCCAAGCUCCAGCUCUAGCAGUGCUCUCUCCAUCUGCAAUGAUGCAGAAAGCUUCACCAAACAUUCAGAUCCGCAAAAAAGAACUAAGCCCCUCCAGCAAUGAUACUGGUAAAGAUACACAGAAAUUGGUAGUGGAAGAUGAUAACUCAGAAUGCUAAUAUUCAGAUGUACUUAUGGCUUAUCUAAGCAUACAUAUGACAGAGUUUGUUAUUACUGCCACAACACGUGCUUGGGGAUGCCGUCCCAAAUGUGAACCAGAUGGAUAUCAUUGCUCUUGAAAUUGGACUAUCCAGAUAAUGAUUUUGAGACUGUCUCUUUCCUAAUACUAUUAUAUUGUUGUUAUUUCUAAUAGCUUUACAGAGUUUUUUGGUAAACAGGAUUUCUGUGACUCUUAAUUUAUCUCCUUAAAAGUCAGGUACAGUCUCUGGUGCUCAGUAUAUGAACUGAUAAGUGGUAAUAGAGAUGGAGAAGUCCAAUAUCUAUCUAUCUCUUCAUAUGUGUGUGUGUGUGUAAGUGUAUACAUGAUAUAUAUAUAUUAUAUGUAUAUUAUAGAUUUACGCACACACACACACACACACACACACACACACACACACACACACACACACACACACACACACACCAGGCUGGAUCCAGGAUUGUUAGAAAGGGGGGGCGUAACCCCUAGCCGAUUGCGAGUGCCGAAGGCACGAAGCCUAAGCGGGAUAGAAAGUUUCUAUCAAUUAUCCCUUCUAUUGCUGACUGGGACUUUUCCUACCUAUAUCCCAUGUCUUUCCCUGAUGAUGUGUAAAAAUUCCUGGUCUAAAAAAAUAAUUACUCUGCCAAAAAUAGGGGGGGCGUACACCCCCCACGCCCCCCCUGGAUCCGGCCCUGCACACACACACACACACACACACACACACACACACACACACACACACACACACACACACACACACACACACACACACACACACCCAUAUGUAUA
This is a messenger RNA of Penaeus indicus, 15011 nucleotides long. It is a transcript of the gene mgl, whose product is annotated as low-density lipoprotein receptor-related protein 2-like. The record is from RefSeq and is a predicted model, not a curated record. Gene Ontology annotation, biological process: receptor-mediated endocytosis. The transcript is spliced from 58 exons. Bases 1 to 14202 code for a protein of 4733 amino acids. Gene Ontology annotation, molecular function: hormone binding; calcium ion binding; protein binding. Gene Ontology annotation, cellular component: apical plasma membrane; plasma membrane; signaling receptor complex. Lineage: Eukaryota; Metazoa; Arthropoda; Malacostraca; Decapoda; Penaeidae.